GGAAUGGCACUCAGGGCAAAGGCAGAGGUGUGCGUGGCAGCGCCCUGGCUGUCCCUGCAAAGGGCACGGGCACUGGGCACUAGAGCCCCUCGGGCCCCUAGGACGGUGCUGCCGUUUGAAGCCAUGCCCCAGCAUCCAGGCAACAGGUGGCUGAGGCUGCUGCAGAUCUGGAGGGAGCAGGGUUAUGAGCACCUGCACCUGGAGAUGCACCAGACCUUCCAGGAGCUGGGGCCCAUUUUCAGGUACAACUUGGGAGGACCACGCAUGGUGUGUGUGAUGCUGCCGGAGGAUGUGGAGAAGCUGCAACAGGUGGACAGCCUGCAUCCCCGCAGGAUGAUCCUGGAGCCCUGGGUGGCCUACAGACAACAUCGUGGGCACAAAUGUGGCGUGUUCUUGUUGAAUGGGCCUGAAUGGCGCUUUAACCGAUUGCGGCUGAACCCAGAUGUGCUGUCACCCAAGGCCGUGCAGAGGUUCCUCCCGAUGGUGGAUGCAGUGGCCAGGGACUUCUCCCAGGCCCUGAGGAAGAAGGUGCUACAGAACGCCCGGGGGAGCCUGACCCUGGACGUCCAGCCCAGCAUCUUCCACUACACCAUAGAAGCCAGCAACUUAGCUCUUUUUGGAGAGCGGCUGGGCCUGGUUGGCCACAGCCCCAGUUCUGCCAGCCUGAACUUCCUCCAUGCCCUGGAGGUCAUGUUCAAAUCCACCGUCCAGCUCAUGUUCAUGCCCAGGAGCCUGUCUCGCUGGAUCAGCCCCAAGGUGUGGAAGGAGCACUUUGAGGCCUGGGACUGCAUCUUCCAGUACGGUGACAACUGUAUCCAGAAAAUCUACCAGGAACUGGCCUUCAACCGCCCUCAACACUACACAGGCAUCGUGGCAGAGCUCCUGUUGAAGGCGGAACUGUCACUAGAAGCCAUCAAGGCCAACUCUAUGGAACUCACUGCAGGGAGCGUGGACACGACAGCAUUUCCCUUGCUGAUGACGCUCUUUGAGCUGGCUCGGAACCCCGACGUGCAGCAGGCCCUGCGCCAGGAGAGCCUGGCCGCCGCAGCCAGCAUCAGUGAACAUCCCCAGAAGGCAACCACCGAGCUGCCCUUGCUGCGGGCGGCCCUCAAGGAGACCUUGAGGCUCUACCCUGUGGGUCUGUUUUUGGAGCGAGUGGUGAGCUCAGACUUGGUGCUUCAGAACUACCACAUCCCAGCUGGGACAUUGGUGCAGGUUUUCCUCUACUCGCUGGGUCGCAACGCCGCCUUGUUCCCGAGGCCUGAGCGGUAUAAUCCCCAGCGCUGGCUAGACAUCAGGGGCUCCGGCAGGAACUUCCACCACGUGCCCUUUGGCUUUGGCAUGCGCCAGUGCCUCGGGCGGCGCCUGGCAGAGGCAGAGAUGCUGCUGCUGCUGCACCACGUGCUGAAGCACUUCCUGGUGGAGACACUAACCCAAGAGGACAUAAAGAUGGUCUACAGCUUCAUAUUGAGGCCUGGCACGUCCCCCCUCCUCACUUUCAGAGCAAUCAACUAGUCUUGCAUCUGCACCCAGGGUCCCAGCCUGGCCACGAGCCUCCCUCUGCCUGACCCCAGGCCACCUUUCUUCUCUCCCACGUGCACAGCUUCCUGAGUCACCCCUCUGUCCAGCCAGCUCCUGCACAAAUGGAACUCCCCAGGGCCUCCAGGACUGGGGCUUGCCAGGCUUGUCAAACAGCAAGGCCAGGGCACAGCUGGAGACGAUCUUGCUGGCAGGGCCUGGCCUUGUCCCCAGCCCCACCUGGCCCCUUCUCCAGCAAGCAGUGCCCUCCGGACAGCUUGACUCUACUCCUCCCAGCGCUGGCUCCAGGCUCCUCAUGAGGCCAUGCAAGGGUGCUGUGAUUUUGUCCCUUGCCUUCCUGCCUAGUCUCACAUGUCCCUGUCCCUCUCCCCCUGGCCAGGGCCUCUGUGCAGACAGUGUCAGAGUCAUUAAGCGGGAUCCCAGCAUCUCAGAGUCCAGUCAAUUCCCUCCUGCAGCCUGCCCCCAGGCAGCUCGAGCAUGCCUUGAGCUCUCUGAAAGUUGUCACCCUGGAAUACGAUCCUGCAGGGUAGACUAAAAAGGCCCCUGUGGUCACUUAUCCUGACACAUUUUCAAGUGAUACAACUGAGUCUCGGGGGGCGUGUGUUCCCCAGCUGAUCAUGUCAGCCUCAUGCCCCAGGCCUCGUCUUUCAUGGACCAGGUCUUGUUCAAGCAGCGAGUGUUGGGUCCUCUGCUUCCUGAGCUGUCCCCUGGAGAAGGUCCCGAGGAUGCUGAGAGGAGAUGGAAGAGUCACGUGGGGUGGGAACCUUGGGUGUGGUUCCAGAAAUGUUUUUGGCAACAGGAGAGACAGGAUUGGGCCAACAAGGACUCAGAUGAGUUUUAUUGACUCAUUCCUCUGGUUGAUACGGAGCCAUGCCAUGUGCCACGACCUGGGGUGGGCACAGGGAGGCUGCAGUUUCCUACGUGAACCUGCCUUGGGCCUCAUCUGCUCCUAGCCCAGCAGAGAGAGUUGACCCCUCCUGAACUGGCCACUCCACAGUGCUCCUGUGCAGGGAUAGGAAGUGCCCCAGGGUGAGAAAGUGCCCAGCCACAUCAUCUUUAUCUCCUGGGAUUUUCAUUGGGGCAAAGAUCUCAGCAGCCAGCUCCUGGUAGCUGAUGAGGAUCAGAGCGUUUGUUCCCCCAUGAAAGGGGAAAUACUUAGGUAAUCAUUCCAGGUGUGUUCAGUAGUUCCAGGACUCAGGGACUCAGGCCAGUCACCCUGUGACCGCAGGUUGCUUUCCCACCCUGGGCAAUGCAGUGCAGCAUGGGAAAGGAAUAAGGGGGGAACAAGGUGCACAGACCUCAGAGAUGGCUUUCUUGUUUAUGGGGCUCUCACAGAUACCCAUCCAACUCCUCUAGUCAGCACUAGAUCAUGGGAUCCUAAAAUAAACCUUGGAAAAAU
Molecule: messenger RNA, 2938 nt
Organism: Pan troglodytes (chimpanzee)
Lineage: Eukaryota; Metazoa; Chordata; Mammalia; Primates; Hominidae
Gene: CYP11B2
Product: cytochrome P450 family 11 subfamily B member 2
Exons: 9
Coding region: 4-1515 (503 amino acids)
Biological process (GO): cortisol metabolic process; glucocorticoid biosynthetic process; aldosterone biosynthetic process
Cellular component (GO): mitochondrion; mitochondrial inner membrane
Molecular function (GO): corticosterone 18-monooxygenase activity; iron ion binding; heme binding
Source: RefSeq, a predicted model, not a curated record